AUGGAUUCGAUGGGUUCAAUCAGUGAACAACACACAAAGAAAAUUCUAUCAAUGUUACAUCCGUUGACCGAAGAAGAUACUGUUUUGCGGGCAUCAUAUCAAGGCUAUUCAUUGCGUAUAUAUUCCACUAGUGAUUUUCAACGUCAAUCAUCUCAAUGCAUGAAACAAAUGGGUAUUUAUACAUUUAUUCAAAAAAUAAAUCGAACAAAAUCAAAAAUUGAUCAAAUCUGUUUGAAGAAUAUCGUCAAAGAAGUGCGCACAAUAUUGGAUGAUUUAUUUUGUUCUCAUUGUCUCACCCUUCAACAAUAUAAACAGAUGCAAUUCAAUCGAGCAGAUGUCAAAUUAAAUUCUUUGCAUUUUGUCUUGGCCGCCAAUGAGAAUAACAUUGUUCGACCGAUAAUGACCUGCAAAGAUGGACCAACCAUGGGUAUUGCACGUUAUCUUCGUGAUUUGCUUUGGUCGAUCUUUCAUCAACUGACCGGUUGUCUAACAUUAUCGAAUGGUGCUAACCUGGUCCAAGCUUUCGAAUUAUAUUCAGAAAAGGGUUAUCUUCAGUCAACAAACCUUUUUACCUCGUUCAAUAUCAACGAAUUUUGUAACAAAUUUUCACAUCAAGUGAUGAUCAAAGCUCUAGAACAUUUUCUUCGUACGUAUGGUACUGAAGAUAACAUGCAUGGUUUGACCAUUGAUACGAUCAUUAAACUUGUUUCUUUGGUGUUACAAAACCAAUUUUUCGUCUAUCAAGACAAACUCUACGAACAGACGAUGGGUAGUGCUUCUGGCUUACCAUUGACCAUUCCAUUAGCUUGCAUUUAUAUUUUCUAUUGUCAACCAACAUUGCUGACUGCUCUCAUCGUCCAACAGGAGAAUCAAAACGAACUCUUUGGCAUAUUUCAAGAUGAUCUGUUUCCCACAUGGAAUAAAUCAGAAGAUGAACUUCGUGUAUUACUGGAUAUGCCGAUGAUGGUUGAUGAGCAACAUAUUCAAAUAACAACAUUAUCGAUUGGAACAACGUUUCCUUUUGGUGAUGUUGUAGUGUAUCAUGCCCAUGGUAUUCUUCAUAGCAAAAUUUACCAUGAUCCAAGGACUGAUCAAUAUCAAUUACGGAAUAAAUGUAAGCAUGGAACAAGUCAAUCAGCCAGAUUAUUACAUGCCAGACUCAUUCAUGCAGUAUGA
Messenger RNA from Didymodactylos carnosus, 1176 nucleotides. Lineage: Eukaryota; Metazoa; Rotifera; Eurotatoria; Philodinida; Philodinidae. The record is from the annotation of a GenBank genome assembly.